Messenger RNA from Cyclocybe aegerita, 1290 nucleotides. The record is from the annotation of a GenBank genome assembly. Lineage: Eukaryota; Fungi; Basidiomycota; Agaricomycetes; Agaricales; Hemipholiotaceae.
AUGAUAACCCACCAGCUUCUCGUCAUCCUUCUUGCCACGAACUUGUCACUGGCAUCGCGUACCCUCGUCCCGGGGGCCAUCCACAGUCUUCACCAGAGAGCUGUCCGAAGCACCCACAGUCUUGCAAGAGAUCUCCGCGUCGCCUUCGGAGGCAUCCUCCUCCCUCGGGCCGAGGAGAGCGAACAGAAACGUGUCGUUUAUUGCAAGCCGACCAAGCAGACUACCUUCGGGACACCAGACACCGGAAGCAGCGACGGAAACGAUACUGCAAUCAUCGCUGGCAGCAGCACCUCUCGCGGAAGGCCUUCAUCGACAAGGAGCAGUGCCGUCCCCACUGGUACAACUACCGUCCCCGCUACCUCGCCAUGGAAAUUGCUUGACUCCCAUGAAGGAGACAAUUUCUUUGAUGGCUGGGAUUUCUUCACUGCCCCUGAUCCUACUCAUGGAAUCGUGGAUUAUAUUGCUGAGAACGCCGCACGAUCAAAUGGGCUACUGGAGGUGAACUCGGCGGGGAAUGCCAUCAUGCGAGUUGAGACGACUCCCAACGUUGCUGCCAACCGCAAGAGCAUACGAAUCACCACGCAGAGGCUGUUCAAUGGAGGACUGGUUAUCAUGGAUUCUAUCCACAUGCCUACAGGAUGCGGAACUUGGCCCGCGUUCUGGACAAACGGACCGAACUGGCCGGUUGGCGGUGAAAUAGAUAUUGUCGAAGGAGUACACGACUACACAAAUAACCAAGCGACUAUCCACACCGAUAUCGGCUGCACGUUGGCGAGUACGAGCGCCAACACGCUGGCAAUUUCAGGCAGGGUCAUCGAUGGAACAAACUGCGCUGCCUUAACCACCGGCAACCAAGGUUGCGGUAUUCGCGCGUCGACGAGCAAUUCCUUCGGUGCUGGAUUUAACGCAAAUGGUGGUGGUGUGUACGCAAUGAAAUGGGACUCGACAGGCAUCGCAGUCUACUUCUUCCCACGCGGCUCCGUACCCGCCGAUAUCACUGCAGGAGUUCCUCAGCCGGACACUUGGGGUGCUGCACAAGCACGCUGGCCUGCGGCAUCGUGUGAUCCAUUCAAGUACUUCAACAACCACCAUGCUAUCUUCGACACGACGUUGUGUGGCGAUUGGGCAGGUGGUGUUUGGAACUCGGCUGGCAUCCCUGGCCAAGAACAGAGCUGCGCCCAGAGGACAGGUUUCUCGACGUGCGAGGCUUACGUGCGGGCAAAUGGGGCCGCAAUGAAUGAAGCCUAUUGGGAGGUCAAGAGCGUCAAGAUCUAUCAGAAGCAGAACUAA